GCGGGCCUCGCGCGCGGGGCGGUGGGAAAAGUGCCGAGUCCGUGUGUACGCCGUUGCCGUAACAACGGACAGCGGAGUCCAUCGGUGAUGGCUUCCAAUUUUAAGAAGUCAAACAUGGCAUCAAGUGCCCAGCGAAAAAGGAUGAGUCCUAAGCCAGAGCUUACUGAAGAUCAGAAACAGGAAAUCCGGGAAGCUUUUGAUCUCUUUGAUGCCGAUGGAACUGGAACCAUAGAUAUUAAGGAGCUAAAGGUGGCAAUGAGGGCCCUGGGUUUUGAACCCAAGAAAGAAGAAAUCAAGAAAAUGAUAAGCGAAAUUGACAAGGAAGGGACAGGAAAAAUGAACUUUAGUGACUUUUUGACUGUGAUGACUCAAAAAAUGUCUGAGAAAGAUACCAAAGAAGAAAUCCUGAAAGCUUUUAAGCUCUUCGAUGAUGAUGAAACUGGGAAGAUAUCAUUCAAAAAUCUGAAGCGUGUGGCCAAGGAGUUGGGUGAGAACCUGACUGAUGAGGAGCUGCAGGAAAUGAUUGAUGAAGCUGAUCGAGAUGGAGAUGGAGAGGUCAAUGAGCAAGAAUUCUUGCGCAUCAUGAAAAAGACCAGCCUCUAUUAACAUCAGUGUCUUCUUUGCUACUGCAAGCACAUGUGACUACAUUCAGUGCCUGCCAUUGUGUGAAAUCUGGCUUUUGAGAACACAAUCCUUCCCUCCCCAGACUUUUCUGUAUAACUGUAGCCAUGACCUUGAAUCUAUUUUAGUGUUUUGCAAGUGUUUUUUGAUAUUUAGGUCCUUUGUAAAAUGAUCUGCUGAUUAUUUUAAUUCUCCAAAGCAGAAGGAGAGAACAUUGGAACGGAGAAAAGGGUCUUAAAGACUUUACCUUGUAUUGCUUUACUUUUAUCAUGCCUUUCCACAUAUGCAAACACAGAGCAACUUCUUAGAUGAGCACAUGCACCCUGUUGACACAAGCAGUGGUUGCUUAUCAAUGGUUUGGGUUUUUAGUUGGUACCUGAGUGCACUUUUGUCUUUUAUAAAACCUAGUAAACUCUUGCUCUGGCAUUUGGAUGUGUUCUAUUGCUGUUUGUUUUGUCUUAAAAGUGAAAACUUUCUUAGUUCGAGUUUUUGAUAUCUCUUAAGUAUGAGUUCUUUAGCCUUGACUUUGAGAUCAUCUUCUAAACAAUUGUUCUGUAGGCAGCCUAAUAGAUAUAAAACUUCUCAGCCUAUGGACAAAAAUGAAGUAAUCCUUUGCUACUUUUCUGUCACAAAUUGUUUCAUGCUUUGGGAACCGUGGGUUUGUAAAACUAGUAGAAUUUCUGCUUCACCCAAGCCUAAAUGUUGCCCCCCAAAUACUUCUCUGAGAAAAUGUGAAGGCUGGUCCAACCGUAGGAUUCAGGUAAUCUUGUGAGUGUGUUUACUUACAGUGUCUCAUAGACUCUUGGUAUUGAGUUGGAAAGGAAAGGAACUUUGUCUAGUUGCGUUCCAGUCACUAUACAUGAUUACCUGCAAGGGAAGCCCUGGUAGAUGGCAUUAAAGUCUGCUCCAGGGUGAGGGUGGGGAGCAGAAAGGAGCGAGGGGGAGUGGAAAAUGAACGAUGAAGAUGGAAUGCUCAU
This is a messenger RNA of Castor canadensis (American beaver), 1598 nucleotides long. RefSeq names its product centrin 2 (gene Cetn2). The record is from RefSeq and is a predicted model, not a curated record. Gene Ontology annotation, molecular function: calcium ion binding. NCBI's taxonomy places the organism in Eukaryota, Metazoa, Chordata, Mammalia, Rodentia, Castoridae.